CUGCAUCAGCCAAUUAGCUUCGCUGUUUUGCAGGGGGCGUGCGGCUUCAUGCGCCCAGUCCAAGGCGUAGCAACCUAGCUACCCUAGCACAGCUAGCGGCAAACACGUCGCUUCAGGAACAGGAAGGAGUAACCCAACUGUCUGCUCCUACACAGAACACCUGGCCUGACAGCAUCUGCCCGGCUGCACCACCUCACCAUGCCGCCUCCCCUCCGUCACCGCGCUGUGCGGAUCUUCAUGAAUGACGACCGGCACGUGAUGGCCAAACACUCGGCCGUCUACCCCACACAGCAGGAGCUGGAGGCUGUGCAGAACAUGGUGUCCCACACUGAGCGUGCCCUCAAGGCCGUCUCUGAUUGGCUGGAUGAGCAAGAGAAGGUGGCGGUGAAGCCAGAUCCUGAUGGAACGGAGGGGGAAAGCGAGCACAGGGCCCAGGAGCACGUGACCCGCUCCCUGCGGGGGGUGAUGAGGGUGGGACUGGUGGCCAAGGGCCUGCUCCUGAAGGGAGACCUGGACCUGGAGCUGGUGCUACUGUGUAAGGACAAGCCCACCGCCGGCCUGCUCAACAAGGUGGCCCUCAACCUGGCCGUGCAGCUCAAGGCCAUCACCGAGGACAAGUACGUGGUGACCCAGUCGGUGCGAGAUGCCACCAUCAUAAUCAAGAGUAGCAAGGAGCCUCCUCUGAGCCUGACCAUCCACAUGACCUCUCCCCUGGUCCGCGAGGACGCCGAGAAGGCUGCCGCCGGAGAAACGCUCUCAGGCAGCGACCCGCCGGAUGUUCUGGACAGGCAGAAAUGCCUGACUGCACUGGGGUCUCUCCGCCACGCUAAGUGGUUCCAGGCGAGGGCCAAUGGGCUGCGUUCCUGCGUCAUCGUCAUCCGCAUCCUCAGAGAUCUUUGCUCCCGUGUCCCCACCUGGGCCCCGCUCAGAGGCUGGCCGUUGGAGCUGCUGUGUGAGAAGGCCAUUGGAACAGGGAAUCGACCAAUGGGAGCAGGAGAAGCUCUGAGGAGAGUUCUAGAAUGUCUUGCUUCUGGGAUCCUCAUGGCAGACGGUUCUGGAAUCUGCGACCCCUGUGAGAAGGAGCUGACUGAUGCCAUCGCACACCUGGACACCCAACACAGAGAGGACAUCACACAGAGCGCACAGCAUGCCUUGAGGCUGUCUGCAUUCGGACAGUUGCACAAGGUGCUGGGCAUGGACCCCCUUCCCUCCAAGAUGCCCCGCAAGCCUCGCGGAGAAGCUCCCAUCGAUUACACAGUCCAAAUCCCUCCCAGCACCACGUACGCCCCUCCCAUGAAGAGGCCCAUAGAGGAGGAGGAAGGAGGCGACGACAAGAGUCCAAAUAAGAAGAAGAAGAAGCUGCAGAAGAAAUCCCCAGAUGAGAAGGCCGACCCCCCCCAGACCAUGAACGCUCUGAUGCGUCUGAACCAGUUGAAGCCGGGCCUGCAGUACCGGCUGGUCUCCCAGACAGGGCCGGUCCAUGUGCCGGUGUUCACCAUGGCGGUGGAGGUGGACGGCAAGCCCUUCGAGGCCUCUGGGCCCUCCAAGCGCACCGCCAAGCUGCACGUAGCCGUCAAGGUGCUGCAGGACAUGGGUCUGCCCACAGGGGUGGAGUUAAAGACGUCAGAGCCGGUGAAGGAGGAAGUGGAGCCGGCAGUGGAGGAAAUGAAGCCUUGUGCCCCGCCCACCCCGGAGACAGAGGUCCCCCCUGCCACAGCACCCGCCAAAACAGAACCUACCGACACCGCUGAGAGCGCGCGCCAGGGCCCCAUCCUGACCAAGCAUGGGAAGAACCCGGUGAUGGAGCUGAACGAGAAGAGGCGUGGCCUGAAGUACGAGCUCAUCUCAGAGACGGGAGGCAGCCACGACAAACGCUUCGUCAUGGAGGUGGAGGUGGAUGAGCAGAAGUUCCAAGGUACAGGGUCCAAUAAGAAGGUGGCCAAGGCAUACGCUGCCCUGGCUGCACUGGAGAGCCUCUUCCCAGAGGGCGCCGUGGUCGAGGCAGCCAAGAAGAAGAAGGGACCUCCCAUGCAGCCCGGCUUCAGCCCAGUUGGGGCUCCUCCGGGAGAGCCUGCAACCAGCCCUCGAGGCCGGGGGCGGGGCCGGGGGCGGGGCCGGGGCAGGGGCUUCAACAAUGGUGGAGGCUACGGUCAAGGUGGCUUUGGUACUUUUGGUUUUGGGAACAACGGCAGCUCUGGAUACAGUGACUUUGUCUCAGACUGCUACCACGAAUUUGCGACAUAGAUCGUCCCGAUCGCCCCCCCCCCCCCCCCAAGCUUAAAAACACUAGAGAAAGAGGACACAGUGCAGUAGUGUUCCUUCCUGCAACACAAACUGCUGUCCUGCUGCGCCCCCCUGGAGCCCCCCUACCCCCCUUUCCUUCCUGCCGCCCCCUCACCUGUAGCCCCCCAGAGACACCUGCCCCUUGGGCCUCCUCCUACCUGCCUACCAGGAACACACGGACACCUUGAUCUGCCUAUGCCCCGCCCACCCACUUCCUGUUACAAUGCCGCCUUGUGGCACCUGAAUGGAGAAGUUGUCUGUUGUGGAUGGACAGGUGUAAAGCUGCUUGCUGGGGUGACACACCCCUGCCCCUCUCUCCUCCCCCAACUCAUCUGCAAGCUGCUCUCUGACUCUGAUUUUCUUGUAAGGCUGUGAUGACGUGUUUUAAAUCAAACCACUUCCAAUCAGUGUUUCAACAACUGUUCUGCUCCUGGUUCUUGCUGAACUUGUUUAGCUUGACUGAAUCUUUUUUGUUGACUGAAAUAUUUGCCAUGAAAUUCUUAUUACGUUUGUAUAAUGGGCACAACAUGAUAUGACGCUGGAUCCUGUUUCUAUGGUAGCUAGUUAGAUAGCAGUCAGAUAUGUUGCCUCUAUGAUGAUAUCAUGAGUAUGAUUGUGAAGGAAACAUUUUCAUAAUUUUUUUACACAAAAGAAAUAAAGGUUAUCCUCCGAAAACACUAAAUGUAAUUUAAGUGGAAAUUUCUGCAUCAUGAGCUGGUUAUCAACCGAGGAGUCCGUCUGUGGAUGACGUCCGUCUGUGGAUGACGUCCGGCUGUGGAUGACGUCCGGCUGUGGAUGACGUCCGGCUGUGGAUGACGUCCGGCUGUGGAUGACGUCCGGCUGUGGAUGACGUCCGGCUGUGGAUGUCUUCCGGCUGUGGAUGUCUUCCGGCUGUGGAUGACGUCCGGCUGUGGAUGGCGUCCGGCUGUGGAUGGCGUCCGGCUGUGGAUGACGUCCGGCUGUGGAUGUCGUCCGGCUGUAGAUGACGUCCGACUGUAAAUGUUAUCCGGCUGUAGAUGACGUCCGGCUGUGGAUGUUGUCCGGCUGUAGAUGCCUUGUAG
Osmerus eperlanus (European smelt) is the source of this 3344-nucleotide messenger RNA. RefSeq names its product interleukin enhancer binding factor 3b (gene ilf3b). Gene Ontology annotation, molecular function: single-stranded RNA binding; double-stranded RNA binding. The record is from RefSeq and is a predicted model, not a curated record. Gene Ontology annotation, cellular component: precatalytic spliceosome. The coding region runs from base 199 to 2244 and encodes 681 amino acids. NCBI's taxonomy places the organism in Eukaryota, Metazoa, Chordata, Actinopteri, Osmeriformes, Osmeridae. The transcript is spliced from 18 exons.